Molecule: messenger RNA, 1554 nt
Organism: Cotesia glomerata
Lineage: Eukaryota; Metazoa; Arthropoda; Insecta; Hymenoptera; Braconidae
Gene: THG
Product: probable tRNA(His) guanylyltransferase
Exons: 3
Coding region: 229-1095 (288 amino acids)
Biological process (GO): tRNA modification
Molecular function (GO): tRNA guanylyltransferase activity; magnesium ion binding
Source: RefSeq, a predicted model, not a curated record
UUUUUUUAAACUAUUAUUUUUUGUGACUUUCUGAAAUGAAAUUUACCAAAAAGUUAACAAUUUUUUAUGUAACGUUUGGAUGGAAUAAUAAUGGAAUUUCGCUGCAAUUGACUUCCAAACGACUAUAACCUCAAAAAUAAAAAAGGUAAAUAAAUAAAAAAAUAAGUGCAACCAUGUGCUGAGUGUAAAAAUAAACAACCGUUAGUUGUUGUUCAAUAAUCACUUUUAAUGCGCUCUAUUUUUUCAAAAUUAAAUCUGUCAGUGCCUGUUAUAAUAAAUCGCUUUAUAAAAACUUCAUCAGUGAUGGCGAAAAGUAAAUUCGAGUAUGUAAGACUUUAUGAGCGGGAUAAUGUUUGUCUGCAAAACUGCUGGAUUGUCGUGAGGAUAGAUGGAAAAAAUUUUUCAAAAUUCUCAGACGACCACAAGUUUUUGAAGCCUAAUGAUAUCAGGGCUCUUGAUUUGAUGAACAAGGCCGCUUCUGCGGUAAUCAGAGAAUUUCAUGAUAUUGUGUUAGCAUUUGGACAAAGUGAUGAGUAUUCGUUCGUUUUUAGGAAAGAAACUACCGCUUAUAAUCGCCGAGAAACUAAACUGCUAACUUACGUUAAUUCUCUUUUCUCAUCGGCGUAUACAUUCCACUGGCGUGAUUCCUUUACAGAAUGUGCCUUGAAAUAUCCGCCGUCCUUUGAUGCCAGGGUGGUACUCUACCCAUCAGAUGAAAAUUUGAGAGAUUAUUUAUCCUGGAGGCAAGCUGAUGUUCACAUUAAUAAUUUAUACAACACUUGCUUUUGGAAUUUAGUGCAACGGCAAAAUAUGACUACCGCAGAAGCUCAAGAAAAAUUAAAAGGAACAGUCAGUAGCCAAAAAAACGAUUUACUUUUUGAUAGUUUUGGAAUUAAUUACAAUAAUGAAUUGCCGAUUUAUCGGAAAGGUACAACGAUAAUUAAAAAAUUAAUACCCGACGAAAAUGGUAAAGUGAAGUCAACAGUUUUAAUUUUAAAUGAAGACAUCAUAGGAGACCGAUUUUGGAAAGAACAUCCCGAGAUUCUAGACCCAAAAGCUAAAGUAAAAAUCAAUAAUUUAAAUAAUAAAAAAUGAAAUUCCCAAAAUAUUGAAAAUUUAUCUGAAGUAACAAAAAAUCUUUUAAUUUAGUAUUUAAUUGAAAAAAAAAAAAAAAAAUCAAUAAAGUUAUAGAUUUUUUUUAUUAUAUAUCAAUUUGUCUAUCUUUCUUACAAUGAUAUACAUUAUACAUACACAUUUAUAAUAUUUAUUUAUAUAUUUAUAUGAUUGAAGGUAUUUAAUUGGUUAAUUUGGGUACACGAUUAGAGAAUGGAAUGCAAUAAUUAUUUUGUAACAUAUAUUAUUAAUUAAUAAUGAUAAUAACAAGUUAACUCUCGGUUAAUAUUAAUACUCUAUACAUUUUGCCUCAGUAAAUAAUAAUAAUAAUAAAAUACGCCGUUAUGUAUCAAGGCGUCAACAACAGCUUAAUAGAUGAGGUCGUUUGUUUAACUGAUUUUUAAUGUACACAUUUUAUAUUUUUAUCAUGGGGUUGAAAUU